This is a messenger RNA of Schistosoma spindalis, 387 nucleotides long. The record is from the annotation of a GenBank genome assembly. Lineage: Eukaryota; Metazoa; Platyhelminthes; Trematoda; Strigeidida; Schistosomatidae.
AUGUCUAAUUUCGAAGUAGACAAGUCAUCACUUGGAGAAGAUGCUUGUACUACCGUGGAAAUAAAUCAGACUAUACCUGCUACAGAAAAGUUAAGUAAACUUCCUCUCUCACGUGUUAAAAUAAUUGUAAAAACGGUGCCAUCUGUUUCUCUAGUUACUUCCGAAGCACUGGCUUCAAUUGGGUUUCUAUGUGAGCAGUUUGUUAAAGAUUUUUGUCGUAGUGUUAUUGAAGUAACUGCACAAGAAGGCAAGAAAACUAUCACCAAGCAACAUGUUCAGAGUACUGUUCAAUCCACCCAAAAGAGGUUACUGUGUUAUAUCUAUUAUGUCAAACAUCCUCAUAACCAUCAAAGCAUCGUAGGACUACUUGUCCGUUUUGUACAUUAA